AUGGCCGCCUCCUUUCAGUUCGCGCCGCUGCUGUCGGUUGCCCUCGCCGAUGUGUUCCCGGUUGCCCCGUUGCCAGCAUCUCCCAUCCACGACGCUCCCCUCUGCUCGUCUUCUUGCUACCCCCUGCAAGCCUGCGUCGCCAUGGUCCAUGGCAUCGACGCCGGCGAACUCCUCGCCCCCGGACGACUCUCCAUGUCUCCUCCAUCUUCGCGCAUGCCUCCCGCCUCGCUGCCACUGCAUCGCUGCCGCCGCCAGAUGUGA
Triticum turgidum subsp. durum (durum wheat) is the source of this 261-nucleotide messenger RNA. The record is from the annotation of a GenBank genome assembly. Lineage: Eukaryota; Viridiplantae; Streptophyta; Magnoliopsida; Poales; Poaceae.